Molecule: messenger RNA, 1443 nt
Organism: Penicillium longicatenatum
Lineage: Eukaryota; Fungi; Ascomycota; Eurotiomycetes; Eurotiales; Aspergillaceae
Product: Transferase
Exons: 1
Coding region: 1-1443 (480 amino acids)
Source: RefSeq, a predicted model, not a curated record
AUGCCCAAAGAAGAGGUCUUUAAUAUCCACCCAUAUGGUUGGGAAAAUGACCCAGAGGAGGAGAGAUUCAAAGUCUCGACGCUCGACUACCUGACCGUUUGCACCUACAACAAUUACGCACUCUUUUUUCGACUGGAUGAUGCUGAUAAGAGCCGAGUGGCAGAUCUAUUGAAGGCCGGUCUUGAGAAGACUCUGAGUCAAGUUCGCCAUAUCUGCGGUACAAUCGAGAAGGAUGUCGCAGGCGGCCAUUCCUUUGUCAAAAGAAAGGACAGCACUGUUCGGUUUGUUGUUCAGUGGCUAGACUCUGCUGAGGAUGGCGAUGACUAUCCUUCUUUUGACGAGAUUGAGAAAGCCAAUUUCGGCACUUCAGCACUGGGUGACCUCAAUCGCUGGAGUGUCCCUCCAAUGACAUACGGAGAAAAACCUGAAGCUCAUCCAGAUAAUCACCCAGUGGUGGCAGCCUAUAAGGCUAAUUUCAUCCGAGGUGGACUGAUCUUUAUCAUGCACCACCACCACUACAGCAACGAUGUCAUGGGAUGGAGUGGCCUCACCCACCAGCUGGCCGAGCACUGCUUCGCAAUCGUCAACAAUACACCUGCCCCCUCCUGGGAUCCCGCUUGUCUCGACUUGUCCCGCUUGACUAAGGCUGAGGUACCCGAGGAAUCCAAGAUUGAUGGCCCUCCGGCUCCAGAGCGACACCCUGGCCAUAUUGAAGCAGAGAUGCUGUUCUUCCACUUGCCCAAGAGCAAAGCAGCUGAGCUCAAGCAGCUCGCCUCUCCGACCGACGGAUCCUGGAUCUCCACGUACGACGCCUUCUCCGCAUUUAUCUGGCGCACAAUUUCACGCCUGCGGGCCCCAGCAUUCAAACAAGAUCUAUCGGCCCCUUUGUUCUGGUGCGAGGCUAUUGAUAUGAGGCGAAGGAUGCACAGCCCCAAGCCGCCCGCGCGUAUUCAGCACAACGUCAUGGCCGGCGCCCUAUCGAAUGCUGCGCCCGUGCAGUCGCCGACAGCAGCAGAGGUCAUCUCAGAGUGGCCCUUGUCCAGGUUAGCGUCAUACAUACGUGCGCUGACCAAUAGUAUCACCCAAGAAGCUCUCGAUCAGACACUCGAUGUGGUGGCCACUGUGCGUGAUAAAACCGCGUUGAACAUCCGCAUCGAUGCGCAUCCACCAUUAUCACACCUCCAGACGGAUCAUCGCGAUGCUAAUAUCACUGGCGCCGACUUUGGCUUCGGCAAGCCAUUGCUGUACCGUCACCUGAUUGAUCGAUUGACGCAAGGUGUUAUGGUUAUUUAUCCGUCGCGCAAUCCGUCUCUUGAGUCGGACGAGGGACCUGAGUUCUCCAUUUCUUAUGAGAUGAGUCUGAAGCAAGCCUUGAUUGAGGACCCUGAAUGGAAUAAGUACUUCGAGUACCGAGGUGUCGAUGCUAUCGAUGGUAGUAGAUAA